AUGAAACAUCUCAAACCUAUUAAGAAUGUAUUUCUUUAAUAAGUCUACAACCAGGGAUCAAUAAAUCUAGUUGUAUUACAUGGUUUAUUAGGUUCAAAAACUAAUUUUAAAAAUAUAGUUAAUAAUAUUCACAUAAGUAAACAUUUGUCAUCAGCAUAUUUGUUAGACAUAAGGUAAUAAAAUAUAAGUAUUUUAAGAAAUCAUGGUGAUUCACCAUAAACUUAAACAAUGAGUUAUGAAGAGAUGGCAAAUGAUUUAAAACAUUUCAUUCAUGAUCAUAAUCUAUAAAAUGUUGUCUUACUGGGACAUUCUAUGGGAGGUAGAAUUAUCUUUUCUUAUUUACAAAAUUACACAUCUGAUUUACCAAUAGGGAAUAUCAUAGUGGAUGUUGGACCUGGUGAAGGAGAAGGCAAAAAUUAUGUGUAAUAAUUACAAGAUAUUAAUCUGAAAAACAAGACAUUAAAAGAGAUAGAGAAUAGUAUAUUUUAAAUUGUUUAGAGUAAGGAAAAAACUAAUUUAAUAAUGACAAAUCUAACUUAUGUAAAUAAAGAGGAAUUUCAUUCUGAUUAUAAGUGGAAAAUUAAUAUAGAUGUGAUAUCUAAAUUUAUGAGUAAUGGUCAUUCAGAAUUCUAUAGUAAUUAUUAGGGAUCAGCUUGUGUUAUUUGUGGAGAUAAAUCUGAUUACGUGAAUAUCCAUGAUAAAGAAAAAUUCUUAAAAGUAUUUCCAAAAAUAGAUAUAAAUCGAGAUAUUCAUUUUAUAUAAGGAGCUGGUCAUUGGGUUUAAGUUGAAAAACCUAGGGAGUUCAUUAAAUUAACAAGUUAAUAUUUAUCAUCAUUUUGA
Molecule: messenger RNA, 840 nt
Organism: Paramecium pentaurelia
Lineage: Eukaryota; Ciliophora; Oligohymenophorea; Peniculida; Parameciidae
Source: the annotation of a GenBank genome assembly